CAAAUAACGGAUACGUUUUUGCUUAGAAACAAGGUUCCAUCAUUGACCAGGAGUUGUGUCGAUGAUGAUUCUUCUGCUUCUGUGAGGGAUAUACUUGUCAAGCUGACUGAUAAUAUCAGAUUUAAACACAAGAAUGACUGCAGUGGGUUAAGUCCAUUAGGUACUGGUAAGUUAGUUACGUUAGAUGCUAGAAGGAUAGUUGCUUUGGAAGGUCUUCUGGAUAUAGAUCUACACAAUCAAAUUGGACACCAUUAUGACAGAUUUGUCUACAAUCAUCAGCUGUACUCUAGUGUAGACUAUGUUAGAUCGAAACGUCACACAAAUCACAAUAUCUCUUAA
Messenger RNA from Paramuricea clavata, 339 nucleotides. NCBI's taxonomy places the organism in Eukaryota, Metazoa, Cnidaria, Anthozoa, Malacalcyonacea, Plexauridae. The record is from the annotation of a GenBank genome assembly.